Messenger RNA from Lachancea thermotolerans CBS 6340, 1146 nucleotides. RefSeq names its product Sma2p (gene SMA2). Lineage: Eukaryota; Fungi; Ascomycota; Saccharomycetes; Saccharomycetales; Saccharomycetaceae. The transcript has a single exon. The record is from RefSeq and is a predicted model, not a curated record. The coding region runs from base 1 to 1146 and encodes 381 amino acids.
AUGAAUUUGAAGACUAUUUUGGUGCAAAAACAGACGCUUAUUUGUACGUGGGUGAUUCUCCUGACGCUCGUCUUUGUGUUACUGCUACUUUAUCUGCCCAGCGUAUCUUGUACUUCUGUGACAGGUCCGCGAUUUUGUAUCCCGCAGUACAAAGUUAGGUUUCUAGACGUCCUUGAUGAAGACAGGAAUCUCCUUCAAGGGCUCAAAGACUUGUUGCAGCUUCUAUCAUAUGUGGCUGUGGACCUUAGCUCCAGCAGUAGUAUGCCGGCGACCGAAGACUACGAUAGCAUCAACCUCGUCAAUACUUUUGACGCGUCUAAUACCUUCAAAAUUAAUUAUCUGGGAUUCUGUAAACAGCAGUUAACCAGAUCAAAAAUUCCGGCUUAUUGUAGUAACAAUCGAAACGGUUUAGAGCCCGUAUCUGCAUUAGUGAGGGAUGUCGGCAUUCAAUUUGGAAUAGUGGCGUCUAAAAAUCCUCACAUCAUGGGUGAAUCUUUUGUUUAUGUUUUCAAAAUGGGGCUGAGCACUUUGCUGGCGUCCCCUGAAGACUUCCCCGGUAAAGAAAGCGCAAUCAGCAAGUACCUCUCUACAAGAGCAACUAACGGCGGGGAGAGCCUCAAGUCAGCGGGCGAAACUUUUCAUCGAUUGGAAGAGCUGGCAUAUUGGUUGUCUAUGAUGCAGAGGUUUUGCUGGACUUUAGGAUGGGCUGGUCUCAUCGAAUUUUUCCUGUGUGUCAUCAUACUGAUAUCUUUAUUGCUCGCUGCCCCCGCAAACUUGUUUGGCAAAUGGCGCAAACACAUGUCUUGGUUUGAGGCAAUGGGAACGCUUCUUCUUAAGUCGCUUCCGAUUUUGGUUCUGCUUGUUAGUUUCUUUGACCUACUAUUUUCUGCGACCUGGUACAUUUCUUUGAAAAAGGCAUCCUCGCAUUACGGACUCACCCAUAAAUUCUAUGAUCUGAAGCUGGGCGAGGGAUUCUACAUCAAUGUGUGUAGACUUUUUUUCCAAUGUGUGAUCCUAUUCCAAGCUCUAAGGUUUACAAGGAAUAUAACGCUCGAAGUUCACAGUGAUGAGGAGCAUACUGAGAUAGGAUCCCCUCAAAAAGAUCUAGAAGCGGGAUCUGUCUUAUCUUCGGGAACAACUGUAUAA